AUGACGAAGGGUACACAAUCAUUCGGUAAACGCAACUGUAAGACCCAUACAUUAUGUCGCCGAUGUGGUCGUUCAUCAUACCAUUUACAACGACAACGUUGUGCUGCUUGCGGAUUUCCAUCAGCCAAAACCCUCACGCGCAAUGUUCCGUGUUACAAACGAUGUAAGCAUAUGGAACAUAAAGAUAACUUAGAGAAGAUUGUCGAUGAAGAGAAUGGCGAUGGCGGCUGGGUUGAUACACAUCAUUAUGCGGAUAGUACAGUAACCGAGUCACGAGAACAUGCUGGACAAAUUGAGGCAUCCGGAAGUAAACAAGCCAAAGUUGCUGUUGAAGAUAACGAUGAGGACGAUGAUGAUGAUGAUGCCGCUGACAUGGAAGAAUUUGAACGGCAAGGAAUGGUUAAUAACGAUCCAUUGGAAGCCCCGACAACGACGAAAUCUACAGCAAGCGCAACAACAACCGAUGAUAAUACUGUACAAAAUACAUUACAAACCCGUACAUAUGAUCUUAAUAUAACAUAUGACAAAUACUAUCAAACACCUCGUCUCUGGUUGACCGGUUAUGAUGAACAUCAUAAACCAUUAUCGGUGGAAAAAAUGUACGAAGACAUCAGUCAAGAUCAUGCGAAAAAGACUGUCACCAUGGAACAACAUCCGCAUUUACCUGGUACAGGACCGAUGCCAAGCAUUCAUCCAUGUCGUCAUGCGGAUGUGAUGAAAAAACUUAUACAAAUGGUGGCAGAAUCCGGCAAAGAACUCGAAGUACAUAUGUAUAUCAUGAUUUUUCUCAAAUUUGUACAAGCAGUCAUUCCAACGAUCGAAUAUGAUUAUACACGUCAGUUUAAUUUAUGA
This is a messenger RNA of Adineta ricciae, 852 nucleotides long. The record is from the annotation of a GenBank genome assembly. NCBI's taxonomy places the organism in Eukaryota, Metazoa, Rotifera, Eurotatoria, Adinetida, Adinetidae.